GCUAAAAGAAAUGAUUGAGAGAGAAGCCAGAUGUUGUAACUUACACUGCAAUCAUCGAUGCCCCUUGCAAGGAUAAGCUAGUUGCUGAGGCAGUAAACCUCCUAUCUCAAAUGAAGGAUAAAGGCAUUUCACCUAAUAUUAUAACCUACAACUGCAUAAUUCAUGGUCUUUGCAAUUUAGGAAAGUGGAAACAAGCUUCAGCCUUUUUGAAGGAAAUGGUGGGGCAUAACAUAUCUCCGGACAUUUUCUCCUUCAGUAUAUUGAUUGACUCUCUUUGUAAGGAGGGACUAGUUUCAAAUGCUCAAAGCAUAAUCAAGAUAAUGAUUCAAGCAGGUGUGGAGCCUGAUGCUGUCAGUUACAAUUCACUGAUGGACGGAUAUUGUCUGCGUAGCCAAUUGGAUGAAGCUAUACAAAUUUUUGAUUUGAUGGUACACAAUGGAAUAGUUGAUGCUUUUAGCUACAACAUCUUGAUUAAUGGAUACUGCAAGAGCAAGAGGAUAGAUGAAGCAAUGCAACUUUGUGAUGAAAUGACUCAAAAAGGUUUUCUUCCUGACACUAUUACUUAUACUACUCUUAUACAAGGCUUGUGGAAUGCAGGGAAGCUCGGGACUGCACACGUUCUUUUCAAGAACAUGUUUUCUCAUGGUAAUCAGCCAGAUAUAAUAACUUUCUCAACUUUUCUUGAUGGCUUGUGCAAACAGGGGAAUAUUGGUGAGGCACUCAUGCUAUUUAACGCGAUGGAACAAAGUAAGUUGAAGAUUGGUCAUAUGUGCUAUAACAUUUUGAUAAAUGGUUUGUGCAGAGCUGGGAAGCUUAAUGAUGCCAAGGAAUUUUUUUCUAGGCUUUUUGAAAAAGGCUUGCAGCCUGAUGUUUAUACAUAUGGUGCAAUAAUUAAAGGACUUUGCAAAGAGGGAUUGCUAGAUGAAGCAUACAAGGUGUUUAGAGGGAUGGAAGAUGGUGGAUGUUCACCAAAUGGUUGCUGUUAUAAUGUGAUUAUUCAAGGGUUUCUCAGGCAUGGAGAUGUACCAAAAGCAUCACAACUUAUUGAAGAAAUGGUUGGCAAGGGAUUUUCUGCAGAUGCCACGACCACUAAAUUGAGAUGAAAAUAGAGGGAGAAACUCAAAGAAAGAUGGCCAAGGGUUUGAGAAGGAAAAUCAGUUGCAGCAAUUCUUGGUUCACAGCUAAGCAGAGAGGGAGAUUCUGUUAUGAAUGGAGCUUGCACGUGGGCAGAAGCUGAGAAGGCAGAUGGCUGGUGAAUUCUGGUUGUUUUCUUUUCUAUUCUCAAGUCCUUUGUAUUGAACUGCUGCACUUCUUUGACUGAGAAAGUUGAAUGAAAAUCUGAAUU
Hevea brasiliensis (rubber tree) is the source of this 1345-nucleotide messenger RNA. Its product is annotated as pentatricopeptide repeat-containing protein At3g22470, mitochondrial-like. Gene Ontology annotation, molecular function: protein binding. The transcript is spliced from 2 exons. The record is from RefSeq and is a predicted model, not a curated record. Bases 111 to 1103 code for a protein of 330 amino acids. Lineage: Eukaryota; Viridiplantae; Streptophyta; Magnoliopsida; Malpighiales; Euphorbiaceae.